CUCGUCGUAGUGCUGUGCAAGUCUUGUCGUUCAAACGUUCAUCCCACUUUCGUGGAAAAUAUGCAAAGAAUAAUCAAAAGCCUCCAUCGUCUUCUCCGAAUGACCUGCCAGUUCUCAGCUUUAAAUAUGAUCAAAAGCAAGCAAGCUCACAACUUCAACUAUAAAAGCAACGCUGACUUCUUCAAAAUUAAAACCCACCAAACUUGUAACCACCAAAAUUAACAAAACCAGUUUAAAACCCACAAGCCACACCUGAAAAUUUCCCAGAAACCCAAUUCUCGAAACCCCCCAAAAUUCCAUGGACUUGAAUUCCUCUCCUCCCAAUUCCAAUUCCAACACCGCCAUUCCUGUAGUCUCAACCUUUUCAUCGCCUUUCGAGAACCCGCCUUCGGCGCAAGAUGGGGCCAACGGUUCCACCCGAAAGCCCAUAAGCUUGUGGCCCGGAAUGUACCAGUCGCCGGUGACAAAUGCACUGUGGGAAGCGAGAUCUAAGAUCUUCGAGAGGUUCUUCUUGGACCCACCAAAAGACGCUCCUCCACAGAGCGAGUUGCUCAACAAGACUCCGGCGCAGAGCAGGACCACAAUUCUGUACAAUUUCUCUUCCGAUUAUAUAUUGAGGGAGCAGUACAGAGAUCCUUGGAAUGAGGUUAGAAUUGGGAAAUUGCUUGAGGACCUUGAUGCUUUAGCGGGAACCAUUUCUGUCAAGCACUGUUCUGACGAUGAUAACACAACAAGGCCACUCUUGCUGGUCACUGCAUCUGUUGACAAGAUUGUUCUGAAGAAGCCGAUUAGUGUUGAUAUUGAUCUAAAAAUAGUUGGUGCUGUCAUAUGGGUUGGGCGAUCAUCUAUUGAGAUUCAAUUAGAAGUCACCCAGUCCUCUAAAGAAGGAUCUGACAAUUCAGACUCAGUAGCUCUUUCAGCAAACUUCAUAUUUGUGGCUCGUGAUUCUAAAACUGGGAAAGCUGCUCCAGUUAAUAGGAUCUCACCAGAAACUAAACGAGAAAAAUUGCUUUUCGAGGAAGCAGAAGCCAGAAAUAAUCUGAGGAAAAGAAAGAGCAGAGGAGGAGACAAAAGGGAGUUUGAGAAUGGAGAAGUAAAUAGACUUGAAACACUGUUGGCUGAGGGAAGGAUCUUCUGUGAUAUGCCUGCCUUGGCAGACAGAGAUAGCAUUCUUCUGAGGGAUACCCGCUUGGAAAACUCAUUGAUCUGCCAACCACAGCAGAGAAACAUCCAUGGUCGAAUCUUUGGAGGGUUUUUGAUGCACCGUGCAUUUGAAUUGGCUUUCUCCACAGCUUAUGCCUUUGCAGGCUUAGUGCCUUACUUUCUAGAAGUCGAUCACGUUGACUUCUUGAGACCUGUGGACGUUGGAGACUUCCUACGUUUCAAAUCAUGUGUCCUCUACACAGAAGUUAAUCCAGAUCAGCCUCUGAUUAAUAUUGAAGUUGUUGCUCACGUUACCAGGCCUGAGCUCAGGUCUAGUGAGGUGUCGAAUACAUUUUAUUUCACCUUCACUGUGCGUCCCGAGGCGAAGGCCAAGAAAAAUGGAUUUAGGAUACUAAAUGUGGUUCCAGCAACAGAGGAAGAAGCACGCCAUAUAGUAGACCGCAUGGAUUCUCAAGCCUUGCUUUCAACAAGAGGCUUCGGAAAAUAAACGCGAAUACUAAUUGUACGAGACAAUAGGCAAUGAAGAAGCUCAUAGUUGCUAGUUACAAGUUAAAAAACAAAAUCUUAAAGAAAAACCUUUGAACAAGAGCCUUUGAACAAAUGGGCUAUAUUUAUAUUUCUCCUGUAAUUGAAACUUUUGGAAAAGGUGAGCAAGCGUACGCCUCAUCUUCUUCACCCUAUCAGUUGAUAUAUAUGUAUUCAAAAGAAGGGCUCAUAUUUAUAUGUAGUGCCUGUAAUAUCAAAUUGUCAAUCAAAACCACAAAUCUACUUAUUUCAUCUGUGAUUUGUGUAGCGAA
Molecule: messenger RNA, 1961 nt
Organism: Prunus avium (sweet cherry)
Lineage: Eukaryota; Viridiplantae; Streptophyta; Magnoliopsida; Rosales; Rosaceae
Product: Thioesterase/thiol ester dehydrase-isomerase superfamily protein
Biological process (GO): acyl-CoA metabolic process
Molecular function (GO): fatty acyl-CoA hydrolase activity
Source: RefSeq, a predicted model, not a curated record